Molecule: messenger RNA, 313 nt
Organism: Staurois parvus
Lineage: Eukaryota; Metazoa; Chordata; Amphibia; Anura; Ranidae
Source: the annotation of a GenBank genome assembly
CGUACAGAUGAUGCACUUCCUGUGGGUGCAUUUCAGAUGGCGCGUGCGCCAUGCACUAUUCUCACUGGCGCGCAUGCACAGUUCCCGGAGCGACGUCCGGUGCCAUCAAGGCGUGCGCUCCACGCUCCACACACUCCAAAUUCUAUGAGGCUGCACAGUGAUCUCCACCUCUUCUCCAUUUAAGGGACAUCAUACCACAUACAGUAAGUCUUUUAUAUCAUUUCUGCUUGCGGCAUACAGUUCACUGUUUGCACACAUCUUUGUACAAGCACCAUUGAUUUCAUUUUAUUUAAUUCAUGGAAGUGACACACGC